AUGAAGAUUCUCAUCCUCUCUUGCCUGACAUUCUCCGCCAUUUUGGCGCAACAAACUUCUGCCCCAGGUGGAAACCUUUGUACUUAUUCCCCAGUUGGAGAUGAAUCUAAUGAGAAGGCUGUCCCAAUUCAAGACUUCAGAUCUUCCGGAUUGGAUUUCAUCAGACCAAACUGGUGCAUUACCCACUGUGCUGAUCGCAAAUCCGUCAAGGUUGCCGCUCGUUUCCAAUUCGCCAACAACUCCACUAAAGCUGCAACCUACAAAGUCCGUCGUACCUUCACCCGUGCCUCCGGAAUGAAGGUUCACGCCGAGCUCAUCAGCGGAGAACCAACCCACCGUGACGAUAAUCCAGACAACUUCUGCAUGGAUGACUCCGUGUCAGCCCAAAUCGACACCAUCGUCUCCACCUACAAUGAUCUUGACACCAUGGCCGAGGCCCUCAACUAUUUCAUCAAUAAGCCAGGAUGGGCAUACAUUAUUUACGACAUGGGACCACCGCCAAGCAUCAUUGAAACCGACAAUGUCAAGCAUGACAUGAACUACUGUGAGAAGUUCUCUCAGAAGAAAAUGUCAGAUGGAACCUACGCCUUGUACCAAGUCUUUGCUGGACUCAUCAAGGCUGAUUCGCACUAA
This is a messenger RNA of Caenorhabditis remanei, 633 nucleotides long. RefSeq lists its product as uncharacterized. The coding region runs from base 1 to 633 and encodes 210 amino acids. The record is from RefSeq and is a predicted model, not a curated record. The transcript has 6 exons. Lineage: Eukaryota; Metazoa; Nematoda; Chromadorea; Rhabditida; Rhabditidae.